Cydia fagiglandana is the source of this 1506-nucleotide messenger RNA. RefSeq names its product 2-(3-amino-3-carboxypropyl)histidine synthase subunit 2 (gene Dph2). The transcript has 6 exons. Bases 64 to 1428 code for a protein of 454 amino acids. NCBI's taxonomy places the organism in Eukaryota, Metazoa, Arthropoda, Insecta, Lepidoptera, Tortricidae. Gene Ontology annotation, biological process: protein histidyl modification to diphthamide. Gene Ontology annotation, molecular function: 2-(3-amino-3-carboxypropyl)histidine synthase activity. The record is from RefSeq and is a predicted model, not a curated record.
ACGUCACUUGGAUCGAGUUGAGGUUAUGUUUGUCUUCGUAUUUAUUUAUUGUUUUUAUAAAUAAUGACCAACUUUACAACAGACGGGAAAAUCUGCAUUGAAAGAGAAAUUGAAGUAACAAAUAGCGAUGGACAUAUCGACGAUGUGGUGUCGCAGUUUGACAUCAUUCCAACAUGCAAAUGGAUUGAGGACAACAAAUAUGAAAGGGUAUGCCUGCAGUUCCCAGAUGACUUACUGGGUGUCAGCGUUAAGAUUUAUGAGGAAAUAAAGAACAGAGUUGAUGUUGACUUGUACAUUCUCGGGGACACGUCAUACGCAAGUUGUUGCGUAGACACCGUAGCAGCCAUGCAUGUGAAGGGUGACGCCAUCAUCCACUACGGCCACAGCUGCUUCUCCAAGUGGAACAUUCCCGUGUUCACUGUGCUGCCUAAAAAGAGUCUCAAUGUGGAUGCUGCAUUGACAAUGCUGAAGGGAAACUCCAGCUGUGAUGAUGAGAAACUCUGUUUAUUUUAUGAUGCAGAGUUUUAUCACUGUAAAGAAACCCUGGCAAAAGCCUGGUUCACACAGUACCCCGGCCACUACAUAGCUGACAUCUCUAUAGAGGAGCAGGACCAUAGGUUUCUGGGCAGAGUGGUCAGGGAUGGAAGCGGCCAGGUGCAUGCUGAUGUCCUUAAGGAUUGUGUCUGCAUCUACAUGGGCUCUAAAGGACAAACACUCUUUAACUAUACAAUAUCUGUUGCAGCAAAAGAAUGGUACCUCCUGGACCCUGGCAUAACGCUGUCCCGCAUGGACGAAACCACCUGGUUCAAGCGUCGCCGCUUCCUCGUCGAGAAGUGUAAAGAUGCCACAGUGAUAGGCAUCCUCGUCUGCCAACUGGGAGCCAACACCAAGGAUAUCAUCACAAGGUUAAAGCAGCUGUGCAAAGUUAAUGGGAAGAAAAGUUAUAUUGUGUCAGUUGGCAAGCCCAAUGUUGCUAAGCUGGCUAAUUUUCCUGAGAUUGACAUCUACGUAAUGGUUGCCUGCCCUGAAAACGAUCUCUACAGCAACCGUGACUUCUACAAGCCCAUAGUGUACCCAUUCGAGCUGGAGGUAGCUUUAAACUCCAACCGAGAGCCCUACUCCACCACCCAUGUCACCGACUAUGGAGACCUACUCCCCGGCAGGAAAUACUACUGUGAUAUUGACCAUGUAAAAGAAUUAACCGAUGUGAGCUUAAUAACAGGAAAAAUCCGAGAGACUAAAGUAAACCAUGACGGAAACGGCAUGGAAUUAGAAGCUAAGACCAAUUGGGCAUUAGAAGAUAUUGGACAGAAUUUACAAGAGCGCUCCUGGCAAGGCUUGGAGCAGAAACUAGGAGAGACUGAAGUGAAAUUAGCAGAACAGGGAAGGAAAGGCAUACCUUUGCAGUACAGUAAUGAGCCUGAGUAAUUUGUAAUCGAUAUAUUUCUUAUUUACAGUACAAAGGGUUUUAGUCUAUAGACUUUUUAAUAAAUAAUGUGAAUGAGA